Messenger RNA from Colius striatus (speckled mousebird), 8105 nucleotides. It is a transcript of the gene FBXL18, whose product is annotated as F-box and leucine rich repeat protein 18. The coding region runs from base 35 to 2440 and encodes 801 amino acids. Gene Ontology annotation, biological process: SCF-dependent proteasomal ubiquitin-dependent protein catabolic process. Gene Ontology annotation, molecular function: protein binding. The record is from RefSeq and is a predicted model, not a curated record. Gene Ontology annotation, cellular component: SCF ubiquitin ligase complex. NCBI's taxonomy places the organism in Eukaryota, Metazoa, Chordata, Aves, Coliiformes, Coliidae. The transcript has 5 exons.
GAGGGGACGGCGCAGCUGAGGCGGGCGCCCCAACAUGGCCCCGCCGCUCCCAUCAUGGCGCCGCCGCCGCUCCCAAGAUGGCGCCGAGCAGCGGCUGGCGCGCGCGUCCCCUCCCACCGCCCGCCGCGCCACGCUCAAGAUGGCGGCGCGGGGCGGCCGAGGGGGCGCCAGGGGUGUGGCGAGCCGCGGAAGCCGGGUCAUGGCAGCGCCGGAAGAGCCGUGCGGCGGCCGGGCCGGCGGGGAGCCAGGCCGGGACGCGGCCGGUUUAAGCCGUAGCCGGGGGAGGCGGCGGCGGGAUUGUGUGGCUGCCGCCAUGUUCCGCUGUGGAGAGGAGAUCGUAAGUGGGGAGAGCGAGGAAGAAAGUAGCGGCGUCAACUUGAUGGAGUUCUCAGAUGAGAUCCUUUUGCACAUCCUCAGCUACGUCCCUUGUACAGACCUUGUCCUGAACGUCAGGAGAACCUGCAGGAAACUCGCAAUGCUUUGCCUUGACAAGAGUCUAACCCAUACAGUUUUGCUUCAGAAAGACUAUAAGGUAAACAAAGACAAAGUGAAGCAACUGAUGAGGGAUAUCGGGAAGGAGAUUUACCAGCUGAACAUGGCUGGGUGCUAUUGGCUGCCCAGCUCCACAAUCGAUCACGUAACACGAUGCAAGAACCUGGUAAGACUGAACUUGUCUGGGUGCCACGUCACCUCCCUUCGCCUCUCUAAGAUGCUGUCCACGCUCCAGCACCUGCGCUCCCUGGCCAUAGACGUGAAUCCGGGCUUCGACGCCAGCCAGCUGAGCAGUGAGUGCAAAGCCACUCUUAGCCGUGUCUCGGAAUUGAAGCAAACCCUUUACACGCCCUCCUACGGAGUUGUUCCGUGCUGCACCAGCCUGGAGAAACUGCUGCUUUAUUUUGAGAUCCUCGAUCGCUCGCGAGAAGGUUUUAUGCUUUCCGGGCAGCUUAUGGUAGGUGAAAGCAAUGUGCCCCAUUACCAGAACCUCCGUGUCUUCUAUGCCAGGCUGGCUCCUGGCUACGUUAACCAGGAGGUGGUGAGGCUGUACUUGGCAGUGCUGAGUGAUCGGACACCUGAGAACCUUCACGCCUUCCUUAUUUCUGCCCCUGGGAGCUUUGCAGAGACGGGAGCCACUAAGAACCUUCUGGACUCUAUGGCUCGAAAUGUACGUCUGGAUGCUUUACAAUUGCCCAAAGCUUGGAUUAAUGGCUCUGGGCUCCUGCAACACUUGAAGUUCAACAACCCUUUCUACUUCAGCUUUAGCCGAUGCACCUUAUCUGGUGGUCACCUGAUCCAGAGGGUUAUUAACGGUGGGAAGGAUCUUAAAAGCUUGACGAGUUUGAACCUCAGCGGCUGCGUUCACUGUCUGGCUCCGGAAUCUUUGUUUCGAAAAGCAGAAGAUGACAUUGACAGUAGCAUUCUGGAAAGCCUGGUAGUGUCUUGCUGCAACCUGAGACACCUCAACCUCUCUGCAGCUCACCAUCACAGCUCCGAAAGCAUAGGGAAUCACUUGUGCCAGCUUCUGUCCAGGCUGAAGCACCUGCUGUCCUUAGCACUACCCGUUUGCUCCAUCACAGAUGUUGCUGCAAACGUGGAGAAGACUCCCACGGCAUCUAAUUUGGUGCCCCAAACGUUUGGAAGGAAAGUUCGGAUUGGGAUACAGACAUUUCCGAGGAACUUAGCUGACCAGAAGAUAGAGUCUUCGGUGUUCUGGGCUCUGAUGGGAAGCCUCCGGUUUUUGGAAACCUUGGAAAUAAUUGGGUCCAGUUUUUCCUCUGCAAUGCCCCGCAAUGAGCCAGCAAUUCGGAACUCAUUGCCUCCUUGUGUACGGGCACAAAGCGUGGGGGAUUCAGAGGUGGCUGCCAUUAGCCAAUUGACUUACUUGCAGAGCCUCACCUUAGCACAACUGCCAAAUAUUCUUACUGGCUCUGGGCUUAUUAACGUUGGAUUGCAGUGCCAGCAUUUGCGGACUCUUUCCUUGGCCAACCUGGGCAUGAUGGGGAAAGUGGUUUAUAUGUCUGCCCUCAUGGACAUGCUGAAACACUGCAAGUGUUUGAGAGAUCUCAGGCUGGAGCAGCCGUACUUCUGUGCGGGCGCCCAGUUCUUCCAGGCACUGAGUCAUUGCUCCUCUCUCCAGCGGCUUUGCAUCGUCUCCCGGAGCGGGACUCUGCAGUCUGACGCAGUGAUGUCAUUCAUGGCCAACUGCCUCGAAGUCAUCAUGUGCCACAUGUUUAUGGGAGAAUCUCUUACCGUUUGCAAAAAUCUCCAGCAAUCCAUUGUCCGGAGUUUCCAGGCGGACCGCCCUGCAUUAAAUGUUGUCAUUUUCCCUCUGCUUCAUGAGGACUUGACAGAGGUCAUCAGAGAUGUCCCCAUGCGGCACUUGGAUGAAAUUACCUUGUUCAAAAGCAGAGUGGCUGAGGAACCUCCCAACUUGUGGUGGUGACUGUCACAUCAUGGAAAGGACAGUCAGCGUGAACAUGUGAAAUAGCUUCUUGUUGGCCUGGAUUCUCCAUCUUCAGCUCCUGGCCACCUCACUGGAUGCUGUACAAUCACUUUGAAUAGGUGCAAUUGCAAAGUAAUAAUAAUAAUUAAAAAAUGCUGGUCCUUUGCAGUGGGGAAACAUCUGUUGGAUAUUGCUUGCAUCUGAAAAUCCUAUCUCAAAGGCUUCUGGAAUCUGAUAAGUAUUUCCUUGUGGUUAAUAGGAAAUGUUUUGUUAUUUUACUGAAGUUAAAGGUAAGAGAAACAGAAUUAAUGAUGCUCUUUCCCCUGUGUCGCCCGGUGUGUUUCCUAAGGGCCCCUGUGUACUUUGGCAGUGUGCUUUGUGAUAUUGGUGGUAAUCAUUCUCUGCUUCGGUCGAUUUUUGGCAAAGUAGAAAGCCUAAAGCCAGCUAAGAGGCACAAAACUGUGUUGCUCAACUGAACUGCAUCACAUCUUUUCUCUGUGACAAAGAUGCCUUUUUAGUCACACACAUGCAAUCACAGAUAUUUAAAGGGGGUUUUGUUUGGAUUGAGAAGUACCACAAGGACUCUCUUUUUACUUUUGAAUAACAAAUUAAGGUCGUUAGCACCUCAACUGUGGUAUGUUCUUACUGUUUCCACUGCUCUGGUGGAAAAAGUUCUCAGCUGUUUUGGAAAUCCUCCUCCUAGGGUAGAUGGUGCCUGCAGUGAGUAAGUUGAGGCUCGCUGGGAUCUGAUUUAAAUGCAGCCUGUCUUGCAGUGUAGAUGGGAAUGCAGUGUUCCAGUUCUGUCCUUAGAUCCCAUGCUUUGAGAUCAUGCUAAUUUUAGAGAUGUUAUGAAGUAUUUUCACAGUGUGAUUUCAGUCAGCUUCUCUGCUCCACAGAACUUCCUCAGGCAUCAGUAGUGGUCUGGAUCACUUUCAUAUUGCCUUAUUUACUGAGCACUUUUGAAAGCAUCAGGCAGCUGUACCAAAAGCCAAGUGACGAAUUCCUGGAGCUACAUUUCUGGGUGGCAGUGGGGUUUCCCUUCUGCUGGAGUGUUUUGUGGUAGCACACUGGGUGUGUCUUCUGCAAAACAGCUACUAACCAGAGCCCUGCAACUUCUCUACCCAAACAAACACUCCCUGAUGUGUUGAGCAGUGCUUUUCUGGGGAGGCCCAGUGUUGUCCAAAGACGAUAUCCCCAUCUCCUUGUUGGCAUUUUCUACACAAAAUGCUGUCUCCCAAUUGGUGUCCUGCAGCCAUUGGUUGGUAGGAAGCCUGGUUUGAUGGUUUAGCUUUGAGAGCAGAAUGCAUUUCACAGCUUUGGAAGAGUUUCCCAUCAGUCAGCUGUGAACCUGCCUGGAAAUCUGUCUUGCUGAUGUAAAUCUUCAGCCAGACUGCAGUAACCCUUGUGCUCAGAGAGUCGAUGGUGUUAACGAGCAAGUUAAUGUUAGCCUUCUACUAGCACAGCUCUGGGCAUUCUAAAACUAACCCCUGCACGUGUUUGCUGUCUGUCCCGAGUUUCUCUGCCUUCCUCCCUCAGGACAGGGUUCUUGCAGCUAUAAGAAGGUGGUAAGGCUGGCUUCUGCUCUGGGAAAGCUGCAGCAAAGCUGCCAUUGCUCCGAAAGUAUUUGAGCCUCUGCCUCAGGUUCCACACGGUGCGGGUGAGCACGAGGAGCUGGUGCCCUGUUCCUGGCAUCCUGCCACUGUUUGCUCUCCCGCUCUCCCAGCGAGGUCGUUCGUUCUAGCUCUUGUCACGUUACUCACCUGUUUGAGUCUCUCUCCUUCUCCAACAGCUUUCUUCUCUCUCCCUCAUCUCAGUAAAUCAGAUGUGCUUUUUGGCAGGAAUGUGAGCUGCUGCUCUGUCCACUUCAGGCCACUUCAGCUCUGCCUAGUUUUUGUCUGGGUUUCUUUCCUGGAAUAGUGAAGAUUAGGUGGGGAGUGUUUACAAAGCUGCUUUCUCCUCCUUGUGCCUCUAGCCUCAGGGCAGGGUUAGAGGAAAGGCUUGAGGAUAUGGAGCCAGCUCUCCAAUGCCUGAGGGGACCUGUCGUGUCCUUUGCAGGAAUCCUGAUGGCAGAAGCUUGGCAGAACCGCCAGUUCCCAUCCUGCUGGAAGCCCUGUGUGGAGGGCAGUGGUGUGCAGGAAAACCCGGCCAUUGCCUAAUGGGGGUGUCAGCCCUUUGGUCUAGGGGGUUAGAGUAACCUGAUAAAACAUGCUGUACCUUUUGCUUGGCAAAGCCAUACCCAUCUGCCUCGUGUCUUGCUAGAUCAGGGCAGGCAAUCAGGCAUGUUUUAUAAGGCCAUUAUUCUGUUGCCUGGGGUAUGAUGUUUAGACAUCUGUAUUCACACAAGCGGGUCAGAAGUCCUGGUGCAAAUGCUACCAGUUAUAAUCGUGGCUAGGAAAGGUCGCCCACAGGUAAUAAAGAUAGCACCACAAAUAAUGAUAAAGAGCUAAAAAUUCCUUCCACUCCCAGCUCCCCAACUCCGAGCCAAUGCUCGAUGUCUCUACUACAAAUCCUCUUCUGGUGAGUGAGAAUUUCCGCUGCUUCUGCACUCCAGGCAGGAUUCACCAGAUGUUAAUAAUGUGCUUAUUUUCUCUAAGUGCUAUUUUGGCAUCGGUGUUAAUUACAAUUUAUAUUCUGCAACAUUUACACUGGGAAAAGAACCCACCCUAAUAGUCCCCAAUUGGCAGAGCUGGGCUAUUAAACAUAGCACCAUAUGUUCUGAGCAGAGCAAUAUAUGGGUCUUGGAGCCCACUCAGCGCUGAGACUCCGGUGUGCAGCGUUAGAGGAGGAGAGGAGAAUGGAGACAUGGCUGUUCUGUUCCUCAUUUUUUUCUAUUUAAGAAGAAAUUCCACCUGCUUUCCUCUGGUCUCUGUCCCCAUCACUCCAGAAAUCUCCCUCUUGCUAUCUGUGAGCAUCUAAUGAGGUGAUCUCUGAGCCUGCUGAUGCCACUGUCCGUCGUGUAAAAUAAAUGAAUUCAAUUACAGAAGGUGCCCUUCUCGCAGGGAGUGUCUCUGCUGGAUUCCCAGCCCCUGCUGGCAUCCCUCUUGCUGUGCUCCAAAUCAGACCUCUGAUCUUUGGGCACUGCAGAGGGAAUCUUUGUUUUGACCACCAACGAGGUGCUUGUGCUUUUUUGAGAGAAGGAUAUUCUGGAUCAGUGUGGAAAAUCAGUUGUUUGCUGUUCUCCUAAUGUCCAAAGUCUCGUUUAGCAAAGUGGCAUUUGGUUCCUGCAGGCUGAAGAGUGACAGUAGUUUUGGGGUGGGGAGUUUGUCGGGGCUGAUUCAUCAGUGUCUGGGUAGGUUUCUUAGGACUCUAGGUGAAAGGAUUGCUUCCAUGGCUGCUUUGCAAAGCUGAUUUUAUGGUCCCUUAAGAAAACGGCAGUGUAUCCACUGCUGAGUUUGGACAGGGGGCCGUUUAGCAGUGGCCUCUCCCUUUGAAGAGCUCUGACUGCAGUGGCUCGUCAGUCAGGCAAGUGGUUCAGCGGGAGGAGAUGAGUUGGGAGUGAAAGGAGGCAGAGCAGGACUGUGUCAUGGGCCUCGAGCUGGAAGCCAGAAAUGUGCUGUGAGACUUAGCCUCAGUUUCCCCACGUGUGAAGAGGGAAGAGAGCUCACCUGCCUGGCACAUGGGAGCACUCCCUCCAGCGAGGUGGUGCUCCCUGGGGAGGAGAGGGCAGGCCUGGGGCUGCUCCUGGGGCUGGCAGAGCAGAGCAGGGACCCUACUGGCUUUCACUCGCAUGCCUGCCUCCUCCUCAGCUGGGUGGUGUGAGACUGCCAGGGCAGCAGAGCAGGAUCUGUCCCUUUGCCUUGCUGAUCUUCAGAGCUGUGAGAGUCCUGGGGCGGUGUGCAGGAAGGGGACUGUGCACCAUGAGGGACUGUGCACAGCUGGUUUUCUCCCAGCAGCCUUUUUUUAGGAUGGGGUGUCCCCCUGCAGAGUGCACGGAUGUGGAAGGGUUGUUCUCCCUGCCUAAGGGAGAUGCAAUCCCCCUGUGGCUUGCCUGGCCAAGAGUGUCUGGCAGAAGCUCCCUGCCCUUUUCUGCAGGGAGCCCUGUGUGGGGCCCGUCCAGCCGUGCUGGGGCCCGCAGGCCAGUCUCCUUCCAUGGCCGCUGUCCUGCCUCUCCCGUGAGCCGUGCAGGCAGGCGGGGUGCUCCGGCAGGAGAAUCAUUUCCAUAGAAACCAGUUAGGAUGCUCCACAGGGAAUAACGAUUAAUAGUGAAGGGACAUUGCCUUGGGCCUUUUUCAUUUUUUAGGGGGCAGCGAGGGCCAAAUAGGAGCACAGGUGAGGGGACAGGCAGGCUCAGAACCUCAUGGAAACCAUCCCUUCCAUUAAUUCCCCCUUUCCAGCUUCCCCUUUUCUCCUCCUCCCCUGUCCCCCACUGCUGCUUCCCAGCUUUCAUCAAAUUUUCAAAAUGGCUAACCCGGUUAGAAAUAAUCAUAAUAAUAAAAAGGGAUGGAUGAGGUCUGACUGCUAACAUUGUUGCUGUUAGCAGCAGGAUUUCAGCCAUAAAACACGAAGCAAGGGAGGCAUUGACCUUUCCGCUGUUUGAAAUGAAUGGAGACAUCAAUAUCUAUUGUUUUGUGGCAUUGACCUCUGACGCUCUCCUUUCGCCCUCCCCUUCCUUUUUUUUUUUUUUCCAGCUUCCCCCUGACACUGGAGGAAAGGGGUUGGUUGGUUUGUACCAUCUAUUGAUCCCCCUCUCACUCGGUGAUAGGGAAAUAAUUAGAAUUGUAAAGAUCCGUGCUGCGCGCUGGAUCCAGAGCCGGGGCCCCGCUUCCCGCCUCGCCUUCCCCCACCUUCCUUGCAGGGGUUCAAAGCUCUGAGAUCUGAGGGGAGACAGAUCAAUGCAGGUUUAAUCGUGAUGGGGGUUUUAUUUCGGUUUUUUAAAUGGUAAAGUGUAACGUUUUAUGUUCAUGUCGUCAGAGUCUGGCUGCCUGGUGCCUUGUUUUAUUUAUUGUUUUAAGUAGCCCCUUCUUUUGUGAACUUCAUCUAUGUACAGAGAAUGUGAAAUCAGGCAUUGCUAAUUAGCUGUAUGACAAUUAAGUAAUGUAGCACAAAACCAUUAGGACACUGGAUUUGGUUUUGAAGUUUGUCCUUUGAAGUGGAAGCUGCAACUCCCUGCCCAAGGCUGCUGGGGAAAAUGUUUUUCUAUCAAAACUUUCUUUGAAAAUAAAAUGUCAGUGUAAGAGUCCCUAUUUCUGUCGUCUCUCCCUAUAAACAGCGGGUGGAAAUUGUUUCUCAUUGUAAAAGCUGCUGGCAUUGAUAGAAAGGGGAAUUCAGAAAAGCAUUAAAUGGGCAGUUGGUCUCCAAACCCCCUGGGUUCUGCUAGAGACAUUACCAAAACCGCUUGUUUAGCUUGUUGAAAGAGAACGGUGCUGCUUUAGGAGACAAGACCCAGGUCACAGCUAACAAUCCUAGAGAUGGCCAAGGGAAGUGGCUCCCCCCUCAAACUGUGGGUCUGCCUCUGAGGCCUCGAGUGCCAUCGGGAUGCGGCGUGGCCGCGUCGCCCAUCCCGACCAGCUCCUCGGUUCGGGCUCCUCCAUCCGUGCGCUCGUCUGACACUUGUGUUUGCAUCUGGCCCUUUGUUCUAGUUAGUGAGUCGAAUUCUGAAUGUGCAACUUUCAUGUACGCUGGUGGCAUGUAAAACUUCCAAUAAAGAGUGAAACUGAUUUUUGAA